Metarhizium acridum CQMa 102 is the source of this 873-nucleotide messenger RNA. Lineage: Eukaryota; Fungi; Ascomycota; Sordariomycetes; Hypocreales; Clavicipitaceae. The record is from RefSeq and is a predicted model, not a curated record.
AUGUCCUCCAAAUCCUUCUUCGUCCUGAAGACAAAGGCCAUCCCGAGUCGCUACCAGCUGUCCAAAAAUAUCCAGACCCUGCUCGAGGGCCUCGACAGUUACCAUGUCGGAAGCCUCGACGUCGAAGAGCUCGGAAGAUUAGUUCGUCUGAGUCCUCGACGAAGGGCCGCUGUUGCAAAUACCAUCACGAAAUGUGCCAACAUUCUUAAAAAGGACCCGUCAGAGGUCAAGACUUGCGUUGACAUUAUCGAGAUGUGCACAGAGAUUCUGGAGAUUGCAGAAAUUCGUGCAAGGACGCUGGAUCUCAUAAUCGACAAUACAUUUCGAACGCCAGUAGUAGUGCCGGCUGGGAAACCGUCACCUUGCAGAUGCCCCAGGUUCGACAGGGACAAUGUCUUCCAGACUUCUCAGAUGAAGGCGUUGCCGACACUGUUAGGUAUGGCUCUGGGUGAAGAGUUUUACCGCAUCUUCUUUCGCAAGAAAAGGUUCCGAUUUCGCUGUGCUUGUGAGCUUCUUGCUCAUAUAAAUCAUAAUUCGCACUUCAAGGAUCAUGUUCGCCACAUAGCGGUCCACUGGUGCGGCCCAGAAUCAGCAAAUACCUUCAAAUUGCUUCCCCAGUUGCUUAAGCUAGAGUCUCUGACACUCAAUAUUUCCAAGUCGACGCUGGUGCAUUUGAACGAACGUGCCAGCUUAAUGCGGACAUAUUUCCCUCUUGCCUAUCGAAACAUUAGGAUGUCAGACAUUUUGGGCCUGGAUGAGCUGUUGCUCGUGCGUGGCCUCCAAGAUGUACAUGUAAUUAAUGUCCAGCCGAAAAGUAACUCCCAUGGCGUGGAAAUGGAUCUACUUCAGUACUUCAAGGCGGAAAUGGUGUAA